Periophthalmus magnuspinnatus is the source of this 987-nucleotide messenger RNA. RefSeq names its product natriuretic peptide C (gene nppc). Lineage: Eukaryota; Metazoa; Chordata; Actinopteri; Gobiiformes; Gobiidae. The transcript is spliced from 3 exons. The record is from RefSeq and is a predicted model, not a curated record. Gene Ontology annotation, cellular component: extracellular region. Gene Ontology annotation, biological process: cGMP biosynthetic process; receptor guanylyl cyclase signaling pathway. Gene Ontology annotation, molecular function: hormone receptor binding; hormone activity. Bases 105 to 470 code for a protein of 121 amino acids.
GAGCCUAAGAGUGAACGAAGGAUUUCAGCCUCCUACGGUGAACAGCUGAUUGGCUACUGUGUCCCACAGGAAUCAAUUCACUCUAGAACUCACAAGUCGCCAAAAUGAACGUGUCUUACUUGGUAGCAUGUGGACUUAUUGUCACUUUGCUUUCAAUGAAGAUUGGAGCAAAACCUUUAUCACAAGUGCAGCAAAAGUCUCUUCGGAGUUUGCUGGGUGAGGAGCUUGCGGACUUUCUGGAGUCAGAGGAAAGGGAGAGGCAAUUGGAGGCUGUGCGCUCACGGAUACGGUUACUGCGUGAUUUACGCGUGGACACCAGGGCCAGGGGGAUGUGGGCUCGGCUUCUUAACGACCACCCUGUGCCUAGGAGGCACAAAUCAGGAAAUAAAAAAGCCGGCUCUUCGUCGAGGAGUGGCUGCUUCGGACAUAAGAUGGACAGAAUAGGAACCCUAAGUGGCAUGGGAUGCUAGGGACCGGAGCGGUGCUGUGAAGAUCUGUGGACGAUGGGUUUGGACAACUUACAGCAGUCUGUUCUCACCUGAGGAAUAAAAAACAAAACUGAGUAUGUGACCGACUUCCGGUGAGAAAGUGACCAGCAUCUACAAAGACUGAGAUGACGACGCUCCGAAACCCUCAUAUAAAACAAUAUAUGCAGACACUACAUCCAUUUGUCAACACAUCCCGACAGAGAGAUAAUGUACACGAUGAUGGACAAUGGUGUAAAAACAACACAACGCAAAGCUGUAUAUUGUUGCUGAUGCUGCUGCUGUACAUUCAUGUAUUUCAUCUCCACCUGCAUAAAUGUAUUUAUGUUUAAAAACUAUUUAUAUGUUUAUAAAAGAGAUAUUUAUAAAUAUGUUUUAUUUAUGUAACAUUUUGAAAGAACAAAAUGCAGGUCAAUUCUGUUUGUUACUUUUUUGUUUCAAAUAGUUGUAAAUGUUUUAAAAAUUAUAAAGAUUACAUUCCAUGUGCACUUACAGAAUUCUU